AUGGCAUCAUCUGCGCCGUCACCUGUACCAUUUGGCAUGUCCGAGCCGCUUGACAGUGGUUCGAUCACAGAAUUGCUCGCGAAGUACGAGGCGUUCAAGAUUCUCGACAAUCAAAAGAAAGACUUCUUCGAUCAUGCCUUGAACCGGCUAAAAUACUUGUCAGAGCGUUUGGUCCAGGAGCGCAGCAACUUCGAGCUGGAGCGCACUUGGCUGAAGCAACAGCUCGCCAGUGCCGGACAGACCGGCGACCAUGAUCACUCAUCCUUAGAGCAAAAUCCAUACGUCUUGGUACUGAUCGACGGUAAUGAACUCAUAUUCCGUAACGCUUUCCUAGGCCAGGGCGAUCAAGGCGGUCGCCGCGCAGCGCAAGCUCUUUUCCAGGCUACCAAUGAAUUCGCCUUCUCAACCAUCCACGCUCUUCCAGACAAUACCAAGAUAGUCCUUAAAAUCUACGUCGACUUGGAAGAUCUCUGCAGUAUCGGCCUUCGCACUGGUUUGGUCAGCAAUGGCAACCAGAUCAAGACUUUCGUCCGCGGAUUUUGCCAGGAUAAAAAUCUGUUCGAUGUGAUCGAUGUCGGCAUGCAGGGUCGCGCUGUGGUGUUUGACAAGAUGGAAGAGAACCUGGCCAUGUACAUGUUCGACAAGCAGUGCAAGCACAUAGUCUUCGGCUGCGAGGACGGCGAGAUAUACGCACCUAUACUCAAACGCUUCACCGAGAAGAUCGAGACGACGCAACGCGUCACAUUGCUCCAUGGCACCGAACCCGACCGUUACCUUGCGGCACUGCACAUUGACAGGACCCAGAUGAAUGACAUCUUUCGUAACACGAAAAUGGAUAUUCACAAAUUGGUCGACCACGUUGCAGAACUGGAUUCUGUCCCAGCACUCCUUAUGGAAUCAGUCACCCCACCACUAUCGUCUCCUGCAACAUCGCGUUCUGGCUCGCGCACAGCUGUCGGAACAGCACGCACCGCUCUUCCUAGCAUCGCACACAGCCGUCAAGACUCAGCAAGCUCAAUCAGCUCUGCCAUCUCAGGAGUCCAGGUCAAGCCAAAGGAAAAUCCAUGGAUCUUGGCGGCGAAGAAAGGAGCAGCAGUGAAGACGCCCCCAAAGGAUAUACCCAAGGAGAAAGAGCAAUGGCCGACGGAUUAUGUGCGCCGCAACAAGAAGGGUCAACGGAUUGACCCGCCCACACCGGAGUUCAAGAAAGAUGAGGUCAAUCGACUGAAGAAGCUCAAGCUCUGCAACGCACACCAUCUUCGUCACGACUGUCCGUAUCCGGAGGGCAAAUGCGAGCAUGAUCAUGUAUACAAGUGCAAUCCGAAGGAGCUGGAGACGUUGAAACUUGUUGCACGCAUGUCAGCUUGCAUCCACGGAGCCGAGUGUUCUGAUCCUAAGUGCAUCUAUGGACAUCGUUGCCCAUUCCCGGAGGCCAGAGAGGGCAGUAUGCGCGGAAAGGCAUGUAUCAAUGGGGAAAACUGCAGGUUUCCCGCAGAGAUGCACAACAUGGACAUCGUUCCGGUUCGUCGUCUGAAGAUCACUUGAGGGCUGAUUGUGUUUUCCGGUAUAGCAGCGGUAGAUUGAGGUUUGACAGAAAGCUGUAUCGAUGCGAGACAGCUCAAGUAGCACACAAUGGAAGCUAUUUGAUUGCCUAAUUCCUGAAUUAGUG
Molecule: messenger RNA, 1669 nt
Organism: Aureobasidium pullulans EXF-150
Lineage: Eukaryota; Fungi; Ascomycota; Dothideomycetes; Dothideales; Saccotheciaceae
Exons: 3
Coding region: 1-1545 (514 amino acids)
Source: RefSeq, a predicted model, not a curated record